Messenger RNA from Penicillium longicatenatum, 3008 nucleotides. RefSeq names its product putative eukaryotic translation initiation factor 3 subunit EifCa (gene tif32). The coding region runs from base 60 to 3008 and encodes 982 amino acids. Gene Ontology annotation, biological process: formation of cytoplasmic translation initiation complex; translation reinitiation. Gene Ontology annotation, cellular component: eukaryotic translation initiation factor 3 complex, eIF3e; eukaryotic translation initiation factor 3 complex, eIF3m; multi-eIF complex. The record is from RefSeq and is a predicted model, not a curated record. The transcript has 2 exons. Gene Ontology annotation, molecular function: mRNA binding; translation initiation factor activity. Lineage: Eukaryota; Fungi; Ascomycota; Eurotiomycetes; Eurotiales; Aspergillaceae.
AUUUCCGCCAAAAAACACCUAAAAACCAGGAAAACCCUCAAAGGGGUGGAUUAUCCAUCAUGCCGCCACCACCGCAUAUCAAGCCUGAGAAUGUCCUCAAGAGGGCCCAGGAACUCAUCGCCGUCGGUCAGGCCCCCGCUGCCCUGACCGUCCUGCACGAACAUGUCACCUCCAAGCGUACCCGCAGCAGCCCCAUUGCUUCCCUGGAGCCGGUUAUGCUCCUCUUCGUCGAGCUGUCUGUCGACCUGCGCAAGGGAAAGGCGGCCAAGGAUGGCCUGUACCAGUACAAGAACAUCGCCCAGAACACCAACGUUGGCACCAUCGAGGUCGUCCUGAAGCGCUUCAUCGAGCUCGCUGAGCAGAAGGUCACCGAGGCCCAGGCCAAGGCCGACGAGAUCCAGUCCUCCCUCGAGUCCGCCGCCCCCUCCUCUAAUGUCGACGAUCUGGAGGCUAUCGAGACCCCCGAGACCAUUCUGCUGGCCACCGUCUCCGGCGAGCAGUCCCGGGACCGCACCGACCGCGCCGUCGUCACUCCCUGGCUCAAGUUCCUGUGGGAGACCUACCGUACUGUCCUCGAGAUCCUGAAGAACAACGCCCGUCUCGAGAUUAUGUAUCAGUCGACCGCUCUGCAGGCCUUCCAGUUCUGCCUCAAGUACGCCCGCAAGACCGAGUUCCGUCGUCUGUGUGAGCUUCUGCGCAACCACGUCCAGAAUGCCGCCAAGUACUCCUCCCAGAUGCACGCCAUCAACCUCAGCGAUGCCGACACCCUGCAGCGUCACUUGGACACCCGCUUCCAGCAGCUUAACGUUGCCGUCGAGCUCGAGCUGUGGCAGGAGGCUUUCCGCAGCAUUGAGGAUAUUCACACCCUGCUUAACCUGAGCAAGCGCCCAGCUAAGAACGUCAUGAUGGCCAACUACUACGAGAAGUUGGCUCGCAUUUUCCUCGUCAGCGAGAACUACCUCUUCCACGCUGCCGCCUGGAACCGUUACUACAACUUGCUCCGUCUCUCGACCGUGGCCUUGGCUACCGGCCAGAGCACCAAGAAGGAGAACCCCUCCGUCACCGAGCCCGAGGUCACCAAGGCCGCUUCUUUCGUGCUCCUUUCUGCUCUGUCCAUUCCUGUCAUCAGCACUACCCGCUCCCGCGGUGCCCUGGUCGACGUGGAUGAGGCUCGCAAGAACAAGAACACUCGCCUCACCAACUUGCUUGGUAUGGCCCAGCCUCCCACUCGUUCCGUGCUGUUCCGUGAUGCCCUGAACAAGGGUCUCCUCAAGCGUGUCCGCCCCGAGAUUCGUGACCUGUACAACAUCCUUGAAGUCGACUUCCACCCUCUCUCCAUCUGCAAGAAGAUCACUCCUAUCCUGAAGCAGAUUGGUGCCGAUCCUGAGAUGGAGAAGUACGUCGUGCCUCUCCAGCAGGUCAUUCUUACCCGCCUGUUCCAGCAGCUGUCCCAGGUCUACGAGUCCGUGGAGCUCAAGUUCGUCUACGAGCUCGCCCAGUUCCCCGACCCCUUCCAGAUCACCCCCGCCAUGAUCGAGAAGUUCAUCAUGAAUGGUUGCAAGAAGGGUGAUCUUGCCAUCCGCGUGGACCACAUCUCUGGUGUCCUUACCUUCGACUCCGACGUCUUUUCUUCUUCCAAGGCCAUGCACGCUGGCAGUGGCGCCGGCUCUGCCGAGUCCGAUGUCGCCUCCGUUCAACGUCUCCAGCACACUCCCGCCGAGAUUGCCCGCUUCCAGCUUUCCCGCCUGGCCAAGACCCUGCACACCACUUGCAUGUACGUUGAUCCCUCCUACAACGAGGCUCGUCUGCAGGCCAAGCAGGCCGCUCAGGCCCGCGCCUUGGCUGGUACUGCUAAGGAGCACGAGGAGACCCUGGCUCGUCGUGUUAUCAUCGACAAGAAGAAGGAGGCUGCCACCGACGCCCUUAACCGCAAGCAGCGUGAGGAGGAGACUCGCAAGCGUAUCCGCACUCAGCAGCUGCAAGAUGCCGAGAAGAAGCGUUUGGCCGAUGAGCAGCUUGAGCGUGAGCGCAAGCGUAUCAAGGAUGAGCAGGACCGCAUCCGCCAAGAGGAGCUGAAGAAGCAGCUCGAGGAGCUCAAGACCGGCGUCAAGGGCAUCGAUAUCAGCGAAUUCGAUAUGGAUGAGCUGGAUGGAAACCGUCUGCGUGCCAUCAAGCUCGCUCAGUUGGAGAAGGAGAAGAACGAGUUGAACGACCGUGUUCGCACUACCGCCAAGCGUAUCGACCACUUGGAGCGUGCCUUCCGUCGCGAGGAGAUGAAGCACAUUCCUGCCGACUACGAGGCCCAGAAGAAGCACGAUUUGGAGCUUUACGAGGCCCAGAAGGCCGAGACCCUCAAGGAGGCCAAGCAGAAGCACGCCGAGGCUGUUGCCCUCAAGCACCGUCUGGGUCGCCUGGUUCCCGCUUUCAGCAACUUCCGCAAGGAGGUUUCGGAGAAGCGCCACGAGGAGUUCGAGAAGCGUCGCAAGGCCGCCGAGCGCGAGUUCGAGGCCAAGAAGAAGCAGCGUAUCAAGGAGGUCCAGGACCGCCGCCGUCGCGAGAAGCAGGAGCGCGAGGAGGAGGAGGCCCGCCGCAAGGAGGAGGAAGAGCGUGCUCAGCGCGAGGAGCAGGAGCGUGCUGCCCGCGACGAGGAGCGUCGUCGUGCCCUUGCAGAGGAGAAGAUUCGUCGCGACGAGGAGCGUGGCAAGCUCGACGAGAUUGCUGCUCGCCAAAAGCAACGCGAGGAGGAGGCCGAGGCCCGCCUAGCUGCUCGCCGGACUGGUGGUUCUUCCUACGAAUCCGCUGAGCGCACUGCCCCCCGUCUCAACCUUGCUCGUCCUAGUGGUGGAUCUGGUUGGAGAGACCGUUUGGCUGCCCGUGGGGACUCUGCGGAUGCCCCCGCUCCUGCCCCCUCCCGGGAGGAGCCCCCCGCCCGCAAGGGUGGAUAUGUCCCCCCUCACCUCCGUGCCGGAGCCUCCGCUGGCUCUGGAUCCGCCCCUCCCCCCCCGUGA